AUGCCGCCAGGUUUUAGCUUCUUGCAAGUGUUGAGGCCUCAUGAUCCUUACCAUGGUGGUCUUAUUGUUUUUUUCAAGAAGAUGUUCAAGGCCAGGAAAAUUGAAGUUCCGGUUUUUCAGACCUUCGAGGCUAUUAUAGUUGAAUUUUCUUUUGAGUGUCGCAAAGUUUUUGUUUUUGGUAUUUACAGACCAGGUUCAAAAUUGGUCACAUCUUUGUUUUUUGGUGAGCUGACAUCGGUGUUGGAACAUUUAUUUGCAUUGGGUGAUGGUUUGAUAGUGGCUGGGGAUUUUAACAUUCAUAUUGAAAAGCCUGGUGAUACACACUCAUUUAAUCUGCUUGAAAUAUUUGAUUCGUUUCAGUUUACAAACGUGGUUAAUGAGCCUACCCAUAACUUGGGUGGCACACUUGAUUUAUUUGCGUCCACUCCUGAUAUUCCUUUGUCUAAUUGUAGAGUGGAUCCCAGUGGUGUUUAUUCAGAUCAUGGUCUGAUUAAUGUUUCAUUCUCGGUCAGUGUCAGGCUACCAUUGACAACAAGGCGUGGUCCGUUUGAUAGUGAUGACGUGGAUGAUGCAUUUGUGUUGUUUGAUCGUGAGAUGAGGAGGGUAAUGGAUGUAUCAGAAGUUGAUCAUAGUUCUCUUGACUUUUCCAAGUUUUUCAAAAGCAAAAUUGAUGAUGUUCGUAAUUCAACCAAUCAUUGUGAUGAACCAACAUUCACUCCAUGUGAUCUUGAUGAAGCUACAUAA
Helobdella robusta is the source of this 744-nucleotide messenger RNA. RefSeq lists its product as hypothetical. NCBI's taxonomy places the organism in Eukaryota, Metazoa, Annelida, Clitellata, Rhynchobdellida, Glossiphoniidae. The transcript has 3 exons. Gene Ontology annotation, molecular function: catalytic activity. Bases 1 to 744 code for a protein of 247 amino acids. The record is from RefSeq and is a predicted model, not a curated record.